Messenger RNA from Larimichthys crocea (large yellow croaker), 1774 nucleotides. It is a transcript of the gene rbm41, whose product is annotated as RNA binding motif protein 41. Gene Ontology annotation, molecular function: pre-mRNA intronic binding; U12 snRNA binding. Gene Ontology annotation, biological process: mRNA splicing, via spliceosome. Bases 124 to 1461 code for a protein of 445 amino acids. The transcript is spliced from 7 exons. NCBI's taxonomy places the organism in Eukaryota, Metazoa, Chordata, Actinopteri, Sciaenidae. The record is from RefSeq and is a predicted model, not a curated record. Gene Ontology annotation, cellular component: U12-type spliceosomal complex.
UGGGGCGUUGUUUUCCUAGUAGAACCAUGAAAUAUAGCUAUAUAGGUUAUUAUUGUUCAUGUCGGCUAUCUACUACAUUUCCCGUGAUUCCACACGCCGGAACCGGAAGCAGAAGGCGGAAGUAUGCGAAGAGUGAGUCGGCGACCCUGCGAGGAUGGCCCACUGCUGGAGGAGCAGGAGACGGAGGGCCAGCGGCAGCUGCACAGCCUCCUGCUGCAGCAGCUCCACACUGACGUUGACAUCGACCGAUGUGUUGCCAAGAAGCAGUGUUUCGCUCCGGCGGCGCUUUAUCGUCCGUUUGGGGAGCAGGCGGCUGGAGUGAGAAGCCUCUCCCAGUUCCAGGCCCUGCAGGACGGGGAGAAGAAGCUGGCCAGCUUGCGGGAGCUGGGCCUAACCGACACUGAGAUCCAACUGUGGCAGAGCAGAGACGCAUCGGAGGUAGCAGAGAAGUCCCACGGCGUGUACGCCACUCCAGGUGCGAAGCAGCAGCGGCUGCAGGUGAUCAGAGACAAGAUUGAAGCCAGGGCAGAGCUCCUGAACCGCCCACAGCGAUUCUCCGCCAGCCGGCCACUGUCACGGCGGGAAAUGGAGAUCGAACGAGCGCUUUUCCAGGGAAAUGACCGCCUGGGUUUUCUUACUGCGCUUUAUCAUAGAGAUGAAGAUAACCAGGAGGGCCAGCAGAGGGAGUCAUCUGAUCCGAUGGACUCUCUCUAUAGAGACGUUCUCCUAAAAGACAGACAACAAGCUUCACUACAGGACUCCCAGAGAGAAACAAGUGGAGUACCACACCUGCCUACACACAGAACUGUAUCUGACCAAUUACAGGACUCACAAGGAGACAACAACCAUUCAAAAGAAGACCUUCACUCUGAACCGCCGGGUGAAAAAAGUACCCUGCCGGUGCAACCAGCGUCGAGUUCAGACACCUCAGAGCAGCAGCCCGCUCAGGACAGACCAUGUAAACCACCGGCGUCUGCUCCAACAAAGAUACAUUUAAGCCAGCCAAUCAGCAGUCUGUGUGGGACAGUGACGGCGAGGUCAGGGGGACCGCUGACUGUCAGAGGGGAGAUUGAGAGAAUCUCAGAUGAAGAAAUCGUGAAGAACCGUGAAUCUGAAGAAGGGAUCCGAAGCAUCCAGAGGUUCCGAAACUACCAGCCGGGACAACCUUCUAAGGUGCUGUGUGUAAAGAACCUGAGCGCACAGGCAUCAGUGUCCCAGCUGGUGGCGCUGUUCUCCAGGUUCGAGCAGGAGAAGGGGCCUCCGGUCAUUUACCGCCUGCUGACUGGCAGGAUGAAGGGUCAGGCCUUCAUCACUCUGCAAGAUGCUGAAACAGCACAGAAAGCCUUGCAGUUGGUCCAUGCAUACCGGUUACUAGGGAAACCUUUGGUGGUCGAGUUUGGCCGUCAGCGACAGGAAGAGGAGAAACAGAAGGAGACGGAAGUGCAAGAGGAGAAGAAAUAAAAACAAGCAACAUGGAUCCUAUUGAAUAACAGACUGAGAUGGAUGUGUUUGUGUGUUAUUUAUUUUUUUCUGGAUUAACAAGUGGUCUUCUUUGCCAGUUUCAUAUUAUUAAAAUGCCUGGUUUUUGGUGUUGCAGUAGCUUGUUCUUCUUAAUUGUCAUCCUGAUUAAACAAUAAUGAUGUAAGCAAACACAAAGAAAUGCUGCCAAAAAUGAAAUAAUGCAAGCGUGAUCAUAUUAAUUACAUAAUCAAUAAAUACAGGCGUGUACUGUACUUACAGCAUGCGAUAUCAUGAAUAAAUGUGCUCUGAUUUA